CAGAGAAAGAGUACAGAUCAAGGGGGUGUCAUUCCACUGACAGGGGCAACUGGGAGGCAUUUCCCCCUGUGCACAGCUGAAACAGGGAAGCACCCAGAUCAGCAGCACUGUCUCAGCUGCUCUGCCUGCCUUAACUUGGAACUUGCUACAGAAAGAGGCCAGCCCAGCCUCCUGACUUCUCGCGGACCCUCCUCUCAGCCCGAGCCAUAAAAUGAGCAGCGCCCACCCGAGGCUCACCCAGAGCGGAGCCGCGGCAGCCGGAGCAGUGCCCGGGGCAGACCCAGCAGACAUGCCGGCCACAGAGAAGGACCUGGCGGAGGACGCGCCGUGGAAGAAGAUCCAGCAGAACACGUUCACCCGCUGGUGUAACGAGCACCUGAAAUGCGUCAACAAGCGGAUCGCCAACCUGCAGGCGGACCUGAGCGACGGGCUGCGGCUCAUCGCGCUGCUGGAGGUGCUGAGCCAGAAGAAGAUGUACCGCAAGUACAACCAGAGACCCACCUUCCGGCAGAUGCAGCUGGAGAACGUGUCCGUGGCCCUGGAGUUCCUGGACCGGGAGAACAUCAAGCUGGUGUCCAUAGACAGCAAGGCCAUUGUUGAUGGAAACCUCAAACUCAUCCUGGGUCUUAUCUGGACCCUUAUUCUGCACUAUUCUAUCUCCAUGCCCAUGUGGGAUGAAGAAGAGGAUGAGGAGACUAAGAAGCAGACUCCAAAACAGAGGCUACUGGGAUGGAUCCAAAACAAGCUGCCUCAGUUGCCUGUCACCAACUUCAGCAGGGACUGGCAAAGUGGCCGUGCUCUGGGUGCCCUGGUGGACAGCUGUGCUCCUGGUCUCUGCCCAGACUGGGACUCCUGGGAUGCCAGCAAACCUGUGGACAACGCACGUGAAGCCAUGCAACAGGCUGAUGACUGGCUGGGAAUACCUCAGGUGAUCACCCCAGAGGAGAUUGUUGAUCCCAAUGUAGAUGAGCACUCUGUCAUGACCUACCUGUCUCAGUUCCCGAAAGCCAAGCUGAAACCUGGUGCUCCUCUAAGGCCCAAACUGAAUCCCAAGAAGGCCAGAGCUUAUGGCCCAGGUAUUGAACCAACUGGCAACAUGGUGAAGAAGCGUGCUGAGUUUACUGUGGAGACCAUCAGUGCUGGGAUGGGAGAAGUUCUUGUAUAUGUGGAAGAUCCAGCAGGGCACAGAGAAGAGGCCAAAGUUACCGCCAACAAUGACAAGAACAGGACAUUCUCUGUUUACUACAUCCCCAAAGUGACCGGGAUGCACAAGGUGACAGUCCUGUUUGCAGGCCAGCACAUUGCAAAGAGUCCAUUCGAGGUGAAUGUGGACAAAUCUCACGGGGAUGCCAGUAAAGUGACAGCCCAGGGCCCUGGCCUGGAGCCCAGCGGCAACAUUGCAAAUAAAACCACCUACUUUGAGAUCUUCACUGCAGGUGCUGGGGUUGGUGAGAUAGAAGUGAUUGUGCAGGAUCCUAAUGGCAAGAAAGAUACAUCUGAUGUUCAGUUGGAGGAUAAAGGCAGCAGCACUUAUCGCUGCACGUAUAGACCCACUAUGGAAGGAGUGUACACCAUCUAUAUAACGUUCGGAGGGGUGCCGAUCCCCAAGAGCCCUUACACUGUCACGAUUGGGCAAGCUUGCAACCCAACUGCAUGCCAUGCGGUGGGUCGUGGCUUGCAGCCAAAGGGGGUACGUGUGAAGGAAACCGCAGACUUCAAGGUCUAUACCAAAGGAGCAGGAAGUGGAGAACUGAAAGUUGUGGUCAAGGGACCAAAGGGUACUGAAGAACGUGUCAAGCAAAAAGACCUUGGGGAUGGUGUCUACUGGUUUGAAUACUAUCCAACAACUCCUGGCAACUACACAGUUACCAUCACAUGGGGUGGACAGAACAUUCCUAGAAGUCCUUUUGAGGUGAAGGUUGGCUCUGAAUGCGGGCCGCAGAAGGUGAGGGCAUGGGGACCUGGUCUAGAAGGAGGUGUUGUUGGAAAAUCGGCUGACUUUGUAGUAGAAGCUAUUGGCGAUGAUGUGGGUACUCUGGGUUUCUCUGUGGAAGGUCCUUCUCAGGCUAAGAUUGAAUGUGACGACAAAGGGGAUGGGUCCUGCGAUGUUCGCUACUGGCCACUAGAAGCUGGAGAGUAUGCUGUGCAUGUUCUCUGCAACAAUGAGGACAUUAAACUAAGCCCCUUCAUGGCUGAAAUAAAGGCUGCUCCCAAAGACUUCUUCCCCGAGAAGGUUAAGGCUUAUGGGCCUGGGUUGGAGAAAACUGGCCUCGCCAUUAACAAACCAGCUGAGUUUACGGUUGAUGCCAAGCUUGGAGGCAAGGCUCCACUCAAAGUGUCUGUACAGGACGCAGAGGGAAAUCCAGUAGAUGUGACAACCAAGGAUAAUGGCAAUGGAACCUACAGCUGCACUUACCAGCCAAAGAAGCCUGUAAAACACACUGCUAUUGUGUCAUGGGGAGGUGUGAACAUUCCAAACAGUCCCUUCAGGAUGAACAUUGGUGCUGGAAGCCACCCCAACAAGGUGAAGGUAUAUGGACCUGGUGUGGCAAAGACUGGCUUGAAAGCACACGAACCCACCUACUUCACAGUGGAUUGUACUGAAGCUGGACAAGGUGAUGUGAGCAUUGGCAUAAAGUGUGCCCCUGGUGUUGUGGGUGCAGCUGAAGCUGAUAUUGACUUUGACAUAAUUCGCAAUGAUAAUGACACGUUCACGGUGAAAUACACUCCCCCAGGAGCCGGAAGCUACACUAUCAUGGUUCUGUUUGCUGACCAGGCCACUCCAAUGAGUCCCAUCCGCAUCAAGGUUGACCCAUCACAUGAUGCUAGCAAGGUGAAGGCUGAUGGCCCAGGGCUAAACAGAAGUGGUGUGGAGAUUGGAAAGCCCACGCACUUCACUGUCAACACGAAGGCUGCUGGAAAAGCUAAACUGGACGUGCAGUUUACUGGUCCUGCUAAAGGGGAUGCUGUCAAAGACUUUGAUGUCAUUGACAACCAUGACAACUCUUACACUGUCAAGUACACGCCAGUGCAGCAGGGUAAUCUGGGUGUGAACGUGACCUAUGGUGGAGACCAUAUUCCAAAAAGUCCAUUUCCAGUCAAUAUUGCUCCAACUCUGGACCUUGGCAAAAUCAAGGUUUCUGGACUCGGAGACAAAGUGGAGGUUGGAAAGGAUCAGGAGUUCACUGUGAAAUCCAAAGGUGCUGGGGGUCAGGGCAAAGUGGCUUGUAAGAUCACUGGACCAUCCAACAAGUCUGUUCCUUGCAAAGUGGAGCCUGGGCUUAGUCCGGAUAAUAGCUCUGUCAAAUUCAUCCCUCGAGAAGAAGGCCCAUACGAAGUAGAGGUGACGUAUGAUGGUGUCCCUGUACCAGGCAGCCCAUUCCCUGUGGAAGGUGUACCACCUACCAACCCUUCAAAGGUCAAGGCUUUUGGGCCUGGUUUGAAAGGAGGCGCUGUUGGAGCUUCUGCUCCAUUCACCAUUGACACCAAGGGUGCUGGACCCGGAGGCCUUGGCUUGACUGUGGAAGGACCAUGCGAAGCUAAGAUUGAAUGUCUGGACAAUGGAGAUGGCACCUGCUCCGUGUCCUACCUACCCACAGAACCUGGAGACUACAAUAUAAAUAUCCUGUUUGCUGACACACACAUCCCUGGCUCUCCCUUCAAGGCUAAGAUUGAACCUUGCUUUGACCCCUCAAAGGUGACCUGUUCUGGCCCAGGCUUGGAACAUGGCCAGGUUGGUGAAGCAGGCACAUUUAAUGUUGACUGCUCCAAUGCUGGCAGUGCUGAGCUGACAAUUGAAAUCAUAUCAGACACCGGCAUGCAAGCAGAAGUGCAUAUCCAGGACAAUGGCGAUGGGACAUAUACGAUCACCUACAUCCCACUCUACCCAGGGAUCUAUACAAUAACCAUUAAAUAUGGUGGGCAGAUGGUUCCCAACUUCCCAAGUAAGCUGCAGGUUAAACCCGCAGUUGAUACUUCAGGUGUCAAGGUCUAUGGACCCGGAAUUGAAGGAAAAGGUGUAUUCAGAGAAGCCACUACAGAAUUCAAUGUGGACGCUCGUGCCUUGUCCAAAACCGGAGGCCCGCUUCUUAAGACCAGGGUAUCUAAUCCCUCUGGCAACAUCACAGAUGCCUUUGUUCAGGACAAUGGGGAUGGUACCUAUAAAGUAGAAUACACUCCAUAUGAGGAAGGGGUCCACACUGUUGAUGUGUCCUACGAUGGAAGCCCUGCACCCAAUAGUCCCUUUAGAGUUCCUGUGACUGAGGGCUGUGAUCCAAGUCGUGUCAGAGUUCAUGGUCCUGGAAUCCAAAGUGGAACCACCAACAAGCCCAACAAAUUCACUGUAGAAACCAGGGGGGCUGGGACUGGAGGGCUUGGAUUGGCUGUUGAGGGGCCAUCUGAGGCAAAGAUGUCCUGUACAGACAACAAGGAUGGUAGCUGCUCAGUAGAAUAUAUUCCUUAUGAGCCUGGUACUUACAGCCUAAACGUCACAUAUGGAGGACACCAAGUUCCAGGAAGCCCAUUCAAGGUUCCUGUUAGCGAUGUAGUUGACAGCUCAAAGGUGAAGUGCUCUGGCCCAGGAUUGACCCCUGGACUGGUGAGGGCCAAUGUUCCACAGUCCUUCAGUGUCGAUACAAGCAAGGCUGGUGUUGCACCUCUCCAGGUCAAAGUUCAAGGACCAAAGGGUAUUGUUGAACCAGUUGAAAUUGUGGACAAUGGUGAUGGGGUCCAGACUGUAAGUUAUGUGCCCACUCGUGAGGGUCCCUACAACAUUGGUGUUUUGUAUGGUGAUGAAGAGAUACCACGUAGUCCCUUUAAGGUAAAAGUGCUGCCAACUCAUGAUGCCAGCAAGGUGAAAGCUAGUGGGCCAGGUUUGAAUACCACUGGAGUUCCUGCCAGCCUGCCUGUGGAGUUCACAAUCGAUGCAAAGGAUGCUGGAGAAGGCCUCCUUGCAGUACAGAUCACUGAUCCUGAAGGCAAACCCAAGAAGGCCACUAUCAGGGACAACCAAGAUGGCACCUAUACAGUGUCGUAUGUACCAGAUAUGACAGGGCGUUACACUAUACUCAUAAAGUACGGAGGUGAUGAGAUACCUUAUUCACCUUAUCGUAUCCGUGCUGUGCCCACAGGAGAUGCUAGCAAGUGUACUGUAACAGUGUCAAUCGGAGGUCACGGGCUAGGUGCCGGUAUUGGACCAACCAUCCAGAUUGGCGAAGAGACUGUAAUAACAGUGGACGCCAAGGCAGCUGGAAAGGGUAAAGUGACGUGUAGCGUCUGCACUCCAGAUGGCACAGAGGUUGAUGUAGAUGUUGUUGAGAAUGAAGAUGGCACCUUUGACAUCUUCUACACGGCUCCUCAGCCUGGCAAAUAUGUGAUCUGCGUACGUUUUGGAGGGGAGCACAUUCCAAACAGCCCAUUCCAGGUUACGGCUCUGGACGGCGACCAAAUGAUGCCUCAGCAGAUGGCUCAACAGCAGUUAGCCCCACCUUACGCAUACCCGGGCAUGCAGCAACCCUGGGCUACAGACCGCCCUGUCAUGGGUGUGAACGGGUUGGAUGUGGCAGGUUUAAGACCUUUUGACUUGGUCAUUCCCUUCACCAUUAAAAAGGGAGAGAUCACAGGAGAAGUCCGCAUGCCAUCUGGUAAGGUGGCCAAGCCAGACAUCACAGACAACAAGGAUGGAACCGUCACGGUCAGAUAUGCUCCCACCGAAGCUGGACUACAUGAGAUGGACAUCAAAUAUGAUGGCAUGCACAUCCCAGGAAGCCCACUGCAGUUCUAUGUGGAUUAUGUCAACAGCGGCCAUGUCACAGCCUAUGGUCCAGGUCUUAUUCAUGGCACCGUCAAUAAGCCUGCUGUCUUUACUGUAAACACAAAGGAUGCUGGUGAAGGUGGCCUAUCAUUGGCCAUUGAGGGUCCAUCUAAAGCUGACAUCAGCUGUACAGACAACCAGGAUGGCACAUGCACAGUUUCAUAUCUCCCUGUGCUGCCUGGGGACUACAACAUCAUUGUCAAGUAUAACAACAAACACAUUCCCGGCAGUCCUUUCGUUGCCAAAAUCACAGGUGAUGAUACCAUGCGUAUGUCCCAGCUGAAGGUAGGAUCCGCAGCAGAUAUUCCUCUGAACAUCACAGAGACAGACUUGAGCCAGUUGACUGCUUCUGUGACCUCUCCUUCUGGAAGAGAAGAGCCUUGUCUGCUUAAGAGGCUUCGAAACGGUCACAUUGGCAUUUCGUUUGUACCCAAGGAAACAGGAGAACACAUAGUUAGUAUAAAGAAGAAUGGCCUGCAUAUACCAAACAGCCCCAUCACGGUGAUGAUCAGUCAGUCGGAGAUUGGUGAUGCCAGCCGAGUAAUAGUGUCCGGCCAGGGUCUAACUGAAGGGCGAACGUUUGAGCCUUCGGAAUUCAUCAUUGACACUAGAGAAGCAGGCUAUGGAGGACUCAGUCUGUCCAUUGAAGGUCCAAGCAAAGUGGAUAUCAAUACAGAGGACUUGGAAGAUGGAACAUGCAAGGUGACCUACUGUCCAACGGAGCCAGGAAACUAUAUAAUAAACAUUAAGUUUGCAGACCAACAUGUGCCAGGGAGUCCCUUCUCUGUUAAAGUCACAGGAGAAGGCAGGAUGAAGGAGAGUAUCACACGGAGACGCACUGCCCCAUCUGUGGCUAACAUCGGAAGCCAGUGUGAUCUCAGCCUGAAAAUACCUGAGAUCAGCAUCCAUGACAUGACUGCUCAGGUCACAAGCCCCUCUGGGAAAAUUCAUGAUGCAGAAAUCAUGGAGAGCGAUAACAAUACCUACUGCAUUCGGUUUGUCCCCACCGAGAUGGGUGUUCACACAGUCAGCGUCAAGUAUAAGGGUCAGCAUGUGCCUGGAAGUCCCUUCCAGUUUACAGUUGGUCCUCUUGGUGAGGGUGGUGCCCAUAAAGUGAGAGCUGGGGGUCCUGGUCUGGAGAGAGCAGAGGUUGGAACACCAGCUGAAUUCAGUAUCUGGACACGUGAGGCUGGAGCUGGUGGUCUCUCCAUUUCUGUGGAGGGUCCCAGCAAAGCUGAAAUUGCAUUCGAAGACAGGAAAGAUGGAUCCUGUGGUGUGUCCUACAUUGUUCAGGAGCCUGGUGAUUAUGAAGUCUCUGUGAAGUUUAAUGAUGAACACAUCCCAGACAGCCCAUUUGUGGUGCCGGUUGGAUCCGCCUCAGACGAUGCACGCCGACUCACUGUUUCUAGUCUUCAGGAGUCAGGGUUAAAGGUCAACCAGCCAGCCUCUUUUGCAGUAAGUCUUAAUGGUGCCAAAGGAGUUCUAGAUGCCAAAGUUCAUAGUCCUUCAGGAGCACUGGAAGAGUGCUGUGUGACGGAGAUUGAUGAAGAUAAAUAUGCUGUACGUUUCAUUCCUCGUGAAAAUGGACUUUACCUAGUUGAUGUUAAAUUCAAUGGUUCCCACAUUCCUGGUAGCCCCUUCAAAAUCAGAGUGGGAGAGCCAGGGCAAGCUGGAGAUCCUGGCAUGGUGUCUGCAUAUGGUGCUGGUUUAGAAGGAGGAACCACAGGCAAUCCUGCAGAAUUCAUUGUGAACACUUCAAAUGCUGGAGCUGGAGCACUCACGGUUACAAUUGACGGACCAUCCAAGGUCAAAAUGGACUGCCAAGAGUGUGCAGAAGGUUACAAGGUCAUCUACACCCCCAUGGCUCCUGGUAGCUACCUGAUUUCCAUCAAAUAUGGAGGCCCCUAUCAUAUUGUUGGAAGUCCAUUUAAAGCUAAGGUUACUGGACCUCGUCUCGUCACCAGCCAUAGCCUUCAUGAAUCCUCAUCAGUAUUUGUAGAGUCUGUCUCAAAAUCCGAAGCUUUUGCACAACAGGCAGCACUCCCCAAAGUAUCCUCUGAUGCAAGUAAAGUGGUGGCCAAAGGUCUGGGUCUCAACAAAGCCUUUGUAGGCCAAAAGAAUUCAUUCACAGUCGACUGCAGCAAAGCUGGUAAUAAUAUGCUGCUUGUUGGUGUUCACGGCCCAAAAACACCAUGUGAAGAGAUCGUGGUGAAACAUCUUGGAAAUCGUCUGUACAAUGUCACGUACCUCCUGAAGGACAAGGGCGACUACAUCCUGGUUGUCAAAUGGGGUGAUGAGCACAUUCCAGGCAGCCCCUACCAUGUGUCUGUGCCAUAAGCCCCCAUCCACUGUCACCCCUUGCCCCAAACCCCCUACCCUCCAUGUGUUCUCUGUGCCUGUCUUGCGUACAGCUGCCCUACUCAAUUCUCCCGAUUUGUGACUGAGGGGUUACAAGUUUUAGGGUCUUGCUUAGCUGGUUCCUGGUUAAUGUAAUGACCAUAUUAACCCCAGUGGCACUGAAGGGGCAAAGUGUGUGAGUGGGGUGCAUUAGAUUCUGUGGAGAGGGAAGUAGGAUGGUUGGAUACGCUGAAAAGCAGCUUUGUGAUGAACAUGGCACUUUUAUUAUGUAAACGUAAGAGCGCUGCUGAUAUCAGAUGGGUCCAGAUCAUCCCUGUCGGAGGGCUGCUUUGUAUGCCACAUGCUCCUGUUGUGCUGUCCUGCCCCUUGUAUUUGUUUACAUUUGUCUGUUCUUAGCAUAGACUCCUUGUAGGGGGGAUAAGGGAUCUCCAAGUUGGCAAACUGCAAUUUUAGGUGCUGAGAGGGUGGGUAGGAGACCAAAUGGAGCAACCAAAAUGUCAGGACCGUUUACAAAACUUUUAAAACCUUUCCCCAUCCACUUUUUUAGAAACUUGAGUUUUCCAAUAAACGUCUGAUAGGAUGUUACUUGAGUGGAAAAAUCCAAGCCAAAAUACCCCUUCCCGAUUUAUAAAAAGAACCACUAACUGGUAGGCUCCGUAUCAGCGUCUGCUUUUCCUUCACUUUGAUUUGUUCCAGACUAACUUGCUGAUGGUUUCUUCAUGUGCCCUGUCCCCCUACCCUCUUCACCCUACUACCCCAUUUAUAAAAACUCUGUUUGUGUUUUAAUGUCUGUCCUGUGAUCUGGGUUAGCUCUGAGAUGCUUUGUUGGGUUGCUUUAAUGGAUUAUCUGCCCAAGGCCAUUCCAACCAGUUUGCUUCUAGUUAACCAAAUCUUCGUCUUAAAUUUUUUUUUUUUUUUUCUAAAAUUAUGAUUUAUUUUUUUGUUGUGCACGACUACAGUACUUGGCUCUUAAUGAUAACAAUAAAAUUCAGCUUUUAAUCUUC
Molecule: messenger RNA, 9174 nt
Organism: Spea bombifrons (plains spadefoot toad)
Lineage: Eukaryota; Metazoa; Chordata; Amphibia; Anura; Pelobatidae
Gene: FLNA
Product: filamin A
Exons: 48
Coding region: 212-8149 (2645 amino acids)
Biological process (GO): actin cytoskeleton organization
Molecular function (GO): actin filament binding
Source: RefSeq, a predicted model, not a curated record